This is a messenger RNA of Aspergillus versicolor CBS 583.65, 405 nucleotides long. Its product is annotated as 60S ribosomal protein uL29. Lineage: Eukaryota; Fungi; Ascomycota; Eurotiomycetes; Eurotiales; Aspergillaceae. Gene Ontology annotation, cellular component: ribosome; cytosolic large ribosomal subunit. Bases 1 to 405 code for a protein of 134 amino acids. The record is from RefSeq and is a predicted model, not a curated record. Gene Ontology annotation, molecular function: mRNA binding; structural constituent of ribosome. Gene Ontology annotation, biological process: maturation of LSU-rRNA from tricistronic rRNA transcript (SSU-rRNA, 5.8S rRNA, LSU-rRNA); translation. The transcript is spliced from 4 exons.
AUGUCUUCCAAGGUCAAGGCUGGUCAACUCUGGGGAAAGAGCAAGGAUGAUCUCACAAAGCAGCUGGAUGAGCUGAAGACCGAGCUGGCUCAGCUUCGUGUCCAGAAGAUCGUUGGCGGUGCCUCGUCGAAGACCCAGCGAAUCCACGACAUCCGCAAGUCGAUCGCUCGUGUCCUCACCGUCAUCAACGCCAACCAGCGCUCCCAGCUCCGCCUCUUCUACAAGAACAAGAAGUACCUUCCUCUUGACCUCCGCCCCAGGCUCACCCGUGCUCUCCGUCGCCGCCUCACCAAGCACGAGGCCACCCUCAAGACUGAGCGCCAGCGCAAGAAGGAGAUCCACUUCCCCCAGCGGAAGUACGCCAUCAAGUUUUCGCCGGAAGGCUCUCAAUUGUUUAUGGAGUGA